AAGGAGGGGACAUCGAAGACGUAAUAAUACAACAUGCUGUCCGGGUGUUGCAGGUCUGCUCCCUGUCUCUCGCAUUGGAAGUUGAUGACGCGGUUACAUAUGGGAAGUAUAUCGUAGUCACCUGCAACCUGGCUACGCCUACCUACAGAACAGACCUGAACCAGCUUAACUAGAAGGUUUCGUCCCCAUUCUCGCACUAUCUGAUCCGACUCAGACUUCCUUCCGGCCUGCUGCAGACGCCAUACCACUGUUAUCAGAUCUCCUCUCAGCCACGGGUAGUCUUCUCGGCGGACAGCAGUAAUAUUAGGUCAAAAGAGGAGAGGCAUAGUGGAAGAGAACACCUGAGACCUGAAGGACAAGGAGAGGGAACAAUAUGGCUUCACUGAGAAGAGAGGACACGAGUGAUGAAGCACCUUUGCUGGGCGAGAGAGGAGAUGCAAGCUUACCGGGGGGCAGGCCACUGUAUCACAAUUUUGUACUGGGUACCGCUGUUGUCGCCCAGGCCGGCGCAUGGAUAAUUGCAGCCAUCGUAUGGGGCUCUGUCUUUUCUAACGACUUGAUCCUCUUCUCGGCACAUCCGCUCCUCAACUCCGCCGGCUUCCUCCUGCUCAUCCAAGCCAUACUUGUGGUGCAGCCCACUCAUACAGCCCAGCAGAAAAAGGAAGGCACGUACGCUCACGCCGCUCUGAACGAUAUCGGAGUUCUCGCAGCCAUCGCUGGCCUUGUCGUGAUUGAGUACAACAAGAUCUCACACAAUGGGACACACUUUGAAUCAGCUCACGCGAGACUUGGACUCGUUGCAUACAUUCUUGUAAUUCUGCAAGUGCUUGUGGGCUUCACGCAAUACUUCACUCCCGGGCUGUAUGGGGGCGAAGCCAAUGCGAAGAGCUUGUACAAGUAUCACAGAGUGGGGGGUUAUAUCACGACUGUGGUCAUGCUGGCAACGAUUUGUGCAGCGACCUAUACGACAUACAACGUGAAUGUGAUGAAGAUCCAGCUAUGGGCUGUGGUCGUCGCGAGUGUGCUGGUUGUUCUUGGCGUUGCCGCAAGAGUGAGGCUGAGCAAAUUUGGCUGGAUGGCUGGGAAGUAAGAAGAUGAAUGUCGAAGGCACUGAAUAUAGCAUGGAAGCGAGUCACUAAUUGAGACAACGAUGUGAUGGCAAUGGACGCGGAGCAUGUGGCGUUGGAGGAUUUGUACCGGGAUGCUGAUAGCAGUGUUCGAGAUUAAGAGGGCACCCUCUCGCCUGCGCACUUCUGUCAUCAUUGCGGAAUCUAGCACAUUUCUAUAUGCUGAAGUUUGAAGUCUC
Molecule: messenger RNA, 1306 nt
Organism: Sphaerulina musiva SO2202
Lineage: Eukaryota; Fungi; Ascomycota; Dothideomycetes; Mycosphaerellales; Mycosphaerellaceae
Exons: 4
Coding region: 374-1090 (238 amino acids)
Molecular function (GO): transmembrane monodehydroascorbate reductase activity
Source: RefSeq, a predicted model, not a curated record